Molecule: messenger RNA, 659 nt
Organism: Orycteropus afer afer
Lineage: Eukaryota; Metazoa; Chordata; Mammalia; Tubulidentata; Orycteropodidae
Gene: TXN2
Product: thioredoxin 2
Biological process (GO): cell redox homeostasis
Cellular component (GO): mitochondrion
Molecular function (GO): protein-disulfide reductase activity
Source: RefSeq, a predicted model, not a curated record
ACGCGUUCCUGGUUGCCUGUCCCCGGAAAUGACGCUAAAGGCCCGCCCCUGAGGAAGUGACGGCAGGAGUGCCCUUGACGGGCGGGGAGGGCCGGGCUGUGCUUCCUCCGCUCAAGCUGCAGGGAGAUGGCUCAGCGAGUUCUCCUGGGGAGGUUCCUGGCCUCAGUCAUCUCCAGGAAGCCCCCUCAGGGCCACUGGGCACCCCUCACCUCAAGGGCCCUACAGAUCCCACAGGGCCAUCCUGGUGGCCUGGCAACAACACCCAGCCCAGCCCGAACAAUACACACCACCAGAGUCUGUACCACAACCUUUAACAUCCAGGAUGGGCCUGACUUUCAAGACCGAGUUGUCAACAGUGAAACACCAGUGGUUGUGGAUUUCCAUGCACAGUGGUGUGGCCCCUGCAAGAUCCUAGGGCCGAGGUUAGAGAAGAUGGUGGCCAAGCAGCAUGGGAAGGUCGUGAUGGCCAAGGUGGACAUUGAUGACCACACAGAUCUCGCCAUUGAGUAUGAGGUAUCUGCCGUGCCCACCGUGCUGGCCAUCAAGAAUGGGGAUGUGGUGGACAAGUUUGUGGGCAUCAAGGACGAGGACCAGCUGGAGGCCUUCCUGAAGAAGCUGAUUGGCUGACAAGCAGGGAAGUGUCCCGACUGCCCUUGCCC